This is a messenger RNA of Calliphora vicina (urban bluebottle blowfly), 497 nucleotides long. RefSeq lists its product as uncharacterized. The transcript has 2 exons. The record is from RefSeq and is a predicted model, not a curated record. NCBI's taxonomy places the organism in Eukaryota, Metazoa, Arthropoda, Insecta, Diptera, Calliphoridae. The coding region runs from base 5 to 463 and encodes 152 amino acids.
UGGCAUGGUAAAUGGUGGUGGCAAUGUCACUACCUCAAGCAAUAAUUUAAUCUCGGGAAAUGCAAUUCAGCUGCCGGGUGAAAAUUCUGCUUUGGGUUCUGUAGGUACAAAUUCGUUAACAUUGGAACCCACUGCAGCCUCUUCUACCCAGGAGCAGGCCAAUAGUAGUUCAUUUCUUAACCAAAACACAAACAACAAUAGCAACUCUAAUUUAAGUAACAACAAUAACAACAACAACGAUAGCACCACUAUAUUCGAUGACAGCUCAUCACGCUACCUGAUUGCAGCGAAUCCACUGCUGGCGGAAAAGUUGAUGUCAAAAAGUUUAAUACUCAAUAAAACCGAUAAAACGAUAGCAGAUUUCAAAGGUAAAUAUUUUGCCCAAAUUCAUUUGAUUGUAUCUAUAAGAAUUGGAACAUCUGACAUAAGGUACUUAAUAUUACAAAACAAAAUUAUUUCGUAAAAAUUGUAUCAAUUAUAAAAGUUGCAAACGUGAC